GCAGUGGCGUUCGGCGAGCAUGUUAUUUAAAACAGGACACCAAUAUGGCAGAGGCACCGAGCAGCUCCACUGUGCUCUGUGAGGAUCCACCCUCUGUUCCCUGAGCGUGCACCGUUCUGUCUCAACUCUAGCUCCGGCUGUUUGUUUUUGUUGCUGGUCCAGCCUGUGGAGCCUCACAUGUCGCUCCCAGUGGUGCUACCGGGCUCUUGCUGUCCGGUUACCGGGGCUUCGCAGCUCGCAGAGACGUCUUACCGAAACCGACCCCGCGGCUUGUCCGCUUCUUCCCGGAUCGCCGGCGGUGGCUCUCGGUUGCUGCUACCCGGGCGGCCGCUGCUCUCGCUGGGUUUGUUGCAGCUGCUGCUCGGCGGCUCCAUGGUGGCGCUGUCAUUUGGAGCUCUGUCCCUCAGCAACUCUCCCCCUGUCCGAAACUCCUGUCCCUUCUGGGCAGGCUCCUCGGUCAUUCUGUCGGGUAUUGUAGGGCUCACUACAUGGAGAAGACCUAUGCUGCUACUGGUCAAUGUGUUUGUCCUGCUGUCUGUGGUGUGUGUGCUCCUUAAUCUGGCUGGAUUCAUCCUGUGCUGCCAGGGAGCCCAGCUGGUUUCCAGUAUGACCAGCUGCCAACUGAGUGAAGUGGGAGAUGUGUGUUAUUGCUGCUCUCUCUCGCCCAGCUCCAAGUGUCCAGAGGAGAAGCUCCUGGAGCUUCACCCUGCUCACUCCUGCAGUACCAUGAGGAUCCUGCUCAAGAAAGUCUUGUUUGCACUGUGUGCUCUGAAUGCUCUGACCACCGCUGUAUGCCUCAUGGCAGCUGCUCUGAGAUACCUGCAGAUCUUCACCACAAGAACCCCCUGCAUGGACGAACCAAGAGCCACAGUGGAAGAAGGAGAGGAGCCUGCUCAGGUCCCGGACCCAGAUGAGUUUGUGCCCCCAGCCCCUCCCCCCUCCUAUUUCUCCACUUUCUACUCAUACACACCACGCCUGGCCCGCCGGAUGCUUGGGGACAGUGUGAUCCCUCUCCCUCAUAUCUACGGGGCUCGGAUCAAAGGGGUGGAAGUCUUCUGUCCAUUAGACCCCCCACCUCCAUAUGAGGCUGUUGCUGGAAACUCAAGCAAUGCAGUCACUCAGGAAACAGAGAUUGAUAUGACAGAGCUUACUGUGAACACAACUACCACUCCUGAGGCAGGAGCCUCUCCUGAAGACACAAGUCCACAAAUGGCAUCAGCUUCAGCAGACAUCACGCUGCAGGCCAAGCCCCAGUCUCCUCAGCAGUCUCCUCAGCAGCCUCCUCAGCAGCCUCCUCAGCAGCCUCCUCAGCAGCAGCAGCAGCACGCUUCUGCAGUGACACCUUGGAGAAGAGCAAGGAUCCACCGCUCCAGCAGUGACCCUGUGCUGAUAGAACUCACUGCUAAAGUACGUAGCAGUGAUGCUCCCAUCACUCCUUCUCUUCAGACCACAGAUUCUUCCACCCAGACCUCCCAGUCCACACUGGCUGCCCACUCCCAGGGCCGGGUCACACUUCGACGGGGGAACAAUGGUAGCAGGAGGCCCCACCGGCCCCGACCCUCCUCCAUGGUGGACUACCAGAGCUACCAACACACACAGCAGCUGGUCAGGAAAAUCCUGGAGCAGCCUGCCGCCCAGGGCCUGACCCCUGAGGUUCAGGAGCUGGUGGACAGCAUACGAAAUGUCCUGCAGUCUGAUCAAGAGCACAUGGAAGAGGCUGUACGCUGUGCUAGCUACAUAGAACAGGUUUUCACUGAAUCAGAGAUGGGUCACUGUCAGCCACAGCCUCCCCAGCGGCAGCAGCAGCAGCCAGUGGAAGGGUCCUCCCAGACUUUCCCUCGUCCCCCCAGGAGAAGGCCUGGUCUGUUGCACCUGCGGAGCUGUGGAGACCUCAGCUCCUUCACCUGCUCUGCAAUCCAGUCUCUGGAACACAGAGGAAACAGCUCAAAACUGGGGUCAAGGGCAAGCUCUAGAGCUGGGUCAAGGGCAGGAUCAAGGACAGGGUCCCGCCAGGAUUAUCCUGAACGUCCUCACAGUCUGAUUGGAGUCUUCAGAGAGACAGCACUUUGAGGGAAAACUGAUAUUAAAAUAUGUAGGGUGGCGACAAUGGCUGAUUCCACCCUAUGGUUUAAAAAAAAAAAAAAAAGACAACCCAUGGACUGCAAAUUCAACAACUGAGGAGUGCGUGUGUGUGUGUCUGUGUGUGUGUGUGUGUGUGUGUGUGUGUGUGUGUGUGUGUCAUGUGUUAAAAUGAGUAUUUGAGUGUAGUUUUUUUUUAAAUAUGCUUAUGCUGUUUGUCACUCUUAAUUUGUAAAAUGGGCACCUUGUAUUGUCACAAAGUAUCCAGCAUCCAAAUGUUUUGUAUGCUUUCUAAACAUUUAUUGAAAUGUUAAUAUUGUAAUAAGUUUGUGCUCCAGUCAAUUGAAUACAGCUACUGAUCCUUUUA
This is a messenger RNA of Scomber scombrus (Atlantic mackerel), 2446 nucleotides long. It is a transcript of the gene entrep1, whose product is annotated as family with sequence similarity 189 member A2. Gene Ontology annotation, cellular component: membrane. The coding region runs from base 178 to 2070 and encodes 630 amino acids. The record is from RefSeq and is a predicted model, not a curated record. The transcript is spliced from 11 exons. Lineage: Eukaryota; Metazoa; Chordata; Actinopteri; Scombriformes; Scombridae.